Molecule: messenger RNA, 261 nt
Organism: Dicrocoelium dendriticum
Lineage: Eukaryota; Metazoa; Platyhelminthes; Trematoda; Plagiorchiida; Dicrocoeliidae
Source: the annotation of a GenBank genome assembly
AUGCAACUGGUGGAUUACAGACCUUCUAAGUUGUCUUGCCUUGAUGUAGCACAAUGCUUGAACAGCUCCUUCGAUAAGGCCGUCUGUAUGGAAUCAUCACAGAAUCGGACGUCUCGACGUGUCACGGGAUCGAUGAAUGACGGUUGCAGCGAGUUCAGAAGAAUAGCAUUCAAAGCUCAGGAAUCUGCUUCGCAUUCAGUAGACCCUUUACAUCCUGACGAAUCUACCCGAUUAAACGUGGCAGAUGAAUCCAUUCACUGC